CUCGCUCCUCCCUCGCUCCUCCCUCGCUCCGCCCCUCCACCAGCAGCAUGCCUCCUCCCCUCCGCCCUUGUUCCGCGCGGGCGGCCACACCGCCCUCCAUGUUAUUUCUCCCUGGCAAAAGGCGGAGCCCCGAAAGAGCGCUCGCUGGCGCGAGCCUGGUGACCUUCGCCGAACUGGCGUGGCAGCGGUUUGGGGAAGCCUUGCCGAAGAAGGUUGCGGACUUCGCGAAGGGGGUGGCCGGCGUGAGCGUCUGGAAUACCAAUGGGACCCCGUACGUCUAUCCUUGCGAAGUGUUCAAGUUGUUGCGUCGUUUCAGCGAGAGCGACAUCGAGCGCUUGCAUAAGAGCUCAUCGUCAGUUGUUGCGGUGUGCGCUGGUUGCUCGUGCCCACGCAGCGCCGGGCAGGAGGACCCCAACGACCGCGUGUGGCGCUGUGUUGGUUGUUUCAUCGACUGGUACGGCUGCUACCUCUAGACAUCCGAGGGGGUCGAUAGGCUCGCCCAGCGUGGCGGCGUUACGAACCGCAAAGCACAGUGCCAGAAGGGCAAGAAGGGCAACGAGAAGGGCAAGCACUGAUGGGAAGGCGGCGUCACUCGAAGUGCGCAAGACGUGCAGGGUCUUGCCAUGGCCCAAGGCCAACCUCACAUCUAGAAGUCUCCGCAAUCAUCUGCAUGGGGUUCCCGCUUCUUCCUGGACUGGCUUCUCCGCCGAUGGACGAGAACGAA
This is a messenger RNA of Prorocentrum cordatum, 724 nucleotides long. The record is from the annotation of a GenBank genome assembly. NCBI's taxonomy places the organism in Eukaryota, Dinophyceae, Prorocentrales, Prorocentraceae.